UCCACCAGAGAACACAGAGACGCAGAGACAGAGACAUUAAGAGUUUGCAACGGGAAUAGAAAGCUCUGGUCUUCCAGCAGCAAUCCUGUCUCUAUUUUUUAUUUAUUUCAAAGCCAUAUUUACAAGGAAUUGCAAUGCCAUUUUGCUUGACUUUGUGACCUUUUUAGAGUGUGUCCUCCUGUAAAGGUCUGGGAUUGUCGGCUGUUCUUCAUGAGCCCUUUCCACCACGGUGUUCUUUCCGAUACAACUCGCUGCUUCUUCGCCGCUUCUUCUUACGGACUCAACCGGCGCAUGCAGCAUCUUAUUUCUGUGGUUGGGAUGUUCGUUUUGUUUCCCUGACAUUCCAGCAGAGUCGAAGUGAAAGCGCUCGUUUCUUCCUCCGUGUUUCCUCCGGAGCGGAGCGGCGGCGGGAGCUGUCCGGUGCUGAAACUGCGAGCCCGUGCAGGAGGAGGCUGCAACAUCCUCAGCAUCCAACAAGACUAAACGGACAUCUGCCACUAAAUUGUGAAGGAAUGAAAGCACAAAUUCAAGGCACGAGGGACGUUUUUCUUGGAAAAUCAAUGCAGGACCUCGUGAUAUAAAUACUUUUUUUUAUUUUUGACCUUUUAUAGAGCUCCGCAAGUUGACUUGCAGUGUGAGAUGGGGCUGACUCAAACGAGUUAAAAUAUCGCACAGUGCAUGCCCAGCUUUAGCUGAAACAGAUAUAUUCCAAAGCACACGAAAAAAAUGAUUCAUUAAUAAUUAUUAGGUAGAGUAAAAAGAGAAAAGCACGUGAGGAAGGAUUGGUUUGUUUGGUCUGAAAAAGUCAUGUCUCCACUUUGGAGAUUGUUUGAUGGGAGGAAGCAAAUGCAACUUUAAAAGAGCAAUCUGAGUGAUUCAAAAUCAGCCGAUUCUGAUUGCUAGAUUCAGACUUAGAGAGAGAGAGUUGUAAAAAAAAAGAAGAAAAACCGUCUGUUCAUCCUAUGAGCAUAUAGCCUGUCCCAUCAUGCCUCGGUCUUUCUUAGUAAAGAAAGUCAAACUGGACGAUUUCUCGGCUGCUGAGCUGGACGGCUCUUAUGGUCACAGCCGGAGAGAAGAGAUCAGUCUGCGAUUCCAUCAUCAUGACAAAGGUUACGUCAGUGAUUAUCUUAGUCCAAAUCCUUACGAUGACGUGGUGGGAAGUGAUGCAUCGGUCAUCUCUAAAGCGCCCUCCCCGAGCCACUCGUCCCUCAUCUACGGCCAUAUCGACAACACCUACUCUGGUAUCCACGGUGACAUUCACGGUGACAUUCACGGUGAUUCGGACCAGCCAGACAGCCCUCGGUCCGAGGUGUCGUCGUCGGCCGGCGGGUACAUCAACGGAGACGCGGCUGUGAGCGAGGGAUACACAGUAGAUGCCUUUUUUAUCAUGGACGGACGGUCCCGAAGGAAAGCCACGGGAAGUGGAAGAGGAGCCAGCCAGCGGCACACCUGCAGCGAGUGCGGCAAAACCUACGCCACGUCCUCCAACCUGAGCCGGCACAAGCAGACGCACAGAAGCAUCGACAGCAAACUAGCCAAAAAGUGCCCCACGUGUGGGAAAGUUUACGUGUCUAUGCCUGCGAUGGCCAUGCACCUGCUCACCCACGAUCUCAAGCACAAAUGUGACGUGUGCGGCAAAGCGUUCAGCCGGCCGUGGCUGCUGCAGGGCCACAUGCGCUCACACACGGGCGAGAAGCCAUUCGGCUGUGCACACUGUGGGAAAGCCUUUGCGGACCGAUCAAACCUGCGUGCUCACAUGCAGACGCACUCAGCGUUUAAGCACUACAAAUGUAAACGUUGUAACAAGACUUUUGCACUCAAGAGUUAUCUGAACAAGCAUUAUGAGUCUGCAUGCUUUAAAGGGGCUUUCUCACCGCUGAGCUCGCUCGAUGAGUGAUGGAUUCAUAAACCACAGCUGAGUUUUUUUUUUUUUUUUUACUUUUUGCACAUCAUAUGUUACUGACUUUUGAGGAUUUAGCCCCAAAAGAAGAACUUGUUCAUACAACAAAAUUAUUUCUACUAGACUCAUGAAACAUAUGACAAAAAUAGAGUGAAGACAGCUCUGUUUUUGUCAACCUUCUUUGUGAAUCUGAAAAGUUUGCAAUCCCUUUUUUUAAAUGUCCACCCGCUUAACUAAGAUUUAUUCUUUUCAGGGUCUCUGAAGAUAAAGCACAGCACAUCUAGCUCACCAUUUUUUUAAGAUAACUAAAUCUGCUUGCAUUCAUAUGUAUACUUUUCAGAUUUGUAUUUAUUUAUUUAUUUAUUUAUUUAUUUAUUUAUUUAUUUAUU
Cololabis saira (Pacific saury) is the source of this 2289-nucleotide messenger RNA. Its product is annotated as transcriptional repressor scratch 1-like. Gene Ontology annotation, biological process: regulation of DNA-templated transcription. Gene Ontology annotation, molecular function: DNA-binding transcription factor activity, RNA polymerase II-specific; RNA polymerase II cis-regulatory region sequence-specific DNA binding. The transcript is spliced from 2 exons. Bases 986 to 1897 code for a protein of 303 amino acids. The record is from RefSeq and is a predicted model, not a curated record. NCBI's taxonomy places the organism in Eukaryota, Metazoa, Chordata, Actinopteri, Beloniformes, Belonidae.